AUGUCUUCAAUGAACGACCUCACAGGACAGCCCUUUGAGCCAAACGAGCCACCCUCACCCGCUCCACCAAUAUGGGCGCAGCCCCCCUUCGACAACCCAUCCGCAAACAUCAUCCUGCGUUCCUCCGACAACAUCGAUUUCUGCGUCCACAGCAUCAUCUUGUCCGAAGCAUCUCCGUUCUUCAAGGAUCUGUUCAGUCUGCAGCAGCCUAUCGUUGACCACACCAAGAGCAACAAUACGGACGAGUACAGAGACGGCCGUCUCGUGAUCACUGUCAGAGAGGACAGUCGAACACUGGACGGCCUUCUGCGCCUGUGCUAUCCUAUUACAGAUCCGGAGCUGAAGGAUUUGCUGCUGGUGAGAGCUAUGCUGGAGGCGGCCCUGAAGUAUCAGAUGGACGAGGCGACCGCGAUCACUAGGAAGGCGCUCAGAUCCUUCGCAGAGAAGGAACCCUUGCGCAUCUGGGCUAUUGCGUGUCAGCUUCGUCUAGAAGAGGAUGCCCAUUACGCAGCCCAGUUCACACUCCAGCAGACGUCAAUCGCGGACUCUUUCCCGCAGGAGAUGCAGGAGAUUACCGCGGGGCCAUAUUUCCGAUUGCUUAAGUAUCAUCGCUUGCGCGGAGCAGUUGACAGCAAUUUCUCCUUCCUCUCUCCUCCUGGGCCGACAUGCACUGCAGAGGGACAGCAGGAGUCCAUCACUGCCGCCUCCCUGGGUUUCGUCGCCCAUCCACUGGCGGACAUUAUAUGUCGUUCAUCCGAUGGAGUCGAGUUUCGAACGCUGAAAGCCAUAUUGACUAUGGUGUCUCCGGUCUUGCACGCCUUCAUCACUAGUUUGCAGCCAACAAGUCACGAGGGGGACGCUAUACGCACCGAUUUGUCCGCGGAUAGUCUCCCCAUCUUGACCCUCGAUGAAGACAACCGCACAGUAUCUGCUCUCUUGAGACUGUGCUACCCCGUGGAAGCAGCUUCCAUGAGGAUAGAUGAUUUCAGCGUUGUUCAGAGUGUGCUGGAGGCCGCGAAGAAAUACGAAAUGGUGAUGGUGACGUUGGUGCUCAGGAAGCAGUUGGCUUCGUUCGUUGAGGUAGAGCCUCUGCGAGCGUAUUUCACAGCUGUCCACUACAAAUUUGACGAAUGUGCUAUGCAAGCGGCCGAGAAGGUUGUUCAACGCCCCGUUGAAGACGUUUAUGUUUCGGAGAUGGAAGGCGUGCCCGCCCAAACAUACCACAGACUUCUCCGGUAUUGCCAGGCCUGUUGGUCUGCCGUUGCAACAGCGUUGUCAAAAUAUCGCACGAAAUUCAUCGACGACGUGCAUGUUUCUGGUGAUGCAGCUUGUCAGGCGAUUCCUGCGGUUUACAACAGUCUACAAGCGGAAGAAAUCUCAGUCAUUGACACCUUGGAUCACCAAUGCCACUGUGGCGCUCUCUCAGCAACGGUCUAUGACGGGAAACGGCAACGGAGUAGAGUACUUCGAUAUCGAUGCAGCUGUAGAUGGAAGCGUUGGUUUGGUCAGCACCUAGAUACAACGAGUUCUUGGGAUGAGUGCCGUGCCACGGCACAAUCGCAAGACGGUCACAUUGCAACCCUCAUGAAGGCAUCCCUCAGCCUACGAACCUCACCUUGGUGCGAAUCAUGCCUACCGCUCGCUUGGCGAUUAGUGUCCUUCGCAGAUGACGUCGGGUUGCAGACCAAAAUUGCCGAAGUGCAGCUCGAGCUGUAG
Molecule: messenger RNA, 1716 nt
Organism: Sparassis crispa
Lineage: Eukaryota; Fungi; Basidiomycota; Agaricomycetes; Polyporales; Sparassidaceae
Exons: 2
Coding region: 1-1716 (571 amino acids)
Molecular function (GO): protein binding
Source: RefSeq, a predicted model, not a curated record